Molecule: messenger RNA, 1158 nt
Organism: Tetrahymena thermophila SB210
Lineage: Eukaryota; Ciliophora; Oligohymenophorea; Hymenostomatida; Tetrahymenidae
Exons: 3
Source: RefSeq, a predicted model, not a curated record
AUGUAUUAGAAAUUAAGAAUUUGUAAUUUGAACAGGAAAAAGAUCUGGCCUUCAAUAGAUUAACAAUAAUCAGACUUAAUUAAAAGCUUACAAGAGUAAAUUUUUUUGUAGAAUAUUAUUUUUAAUAGCAUAGUUUUUGAAAAUAAAAUACCAUUAUUACAAUAAAUUAAGAUUCAAGAUAAUUUAUGCAAAGUCAAAGAAUAUUUUAAUAGGUUUAUUAACUAAAAUAUACAAGAAAAAGCAAAUUAAUAUUUACUAGAUGAUAAUAAAGUAAGUUCAAUAAGGUAGAUAAAAGAUUUAAAAGAAAAAAGGCUUAGUAAUCCUGAAUAGCACAUAAAUUAUUAAAAGAAAUAAAAUAUAAAAGAUAAAAGUAAUAGUUUUAAUUCAAAUUAACUACUUUAACAAUAGUAAUUUAAUAAUAGAGCAAGUAAUUAAAACUUUAACUUUCAACAUGUAGAUAACAUUUCGAGUAAUAUUUCAAACUAGUAAAUACCUCUGAUCUUUCAACCAAAUAAUCAUAAAAGCUUUUUGAAAGUAGAACAUGAAUUAUUAUCUGGUAUUUCUAAUUAAUUUGAUAGAAUUUAUCAUUUCAAAAAGUACUUUCCCCAUAAUAAUUUUUAAAAAGUAAAUUAAAUGUUAAAAAAAUAUCAGCUUGAGUAAAAGAAAUAAAAAAAGAAUCAUAUAGGUCUAAAACAACGUCGUUAAAAUAUUGGUUUAUAAAGUAAUAUGCUGAUAUCAAUAUUUUAAGAAAAUUCUAAUGCAAUUAGAUUUAUUCCUUAAGAUUACAAUAUUAACUUAUACAAACCUACUUAUCUUUCUUAUGGAUUCGUUAAAUAAAUAAAUAUAAUUAAUGGUAUUUUAAUUAACUAUAAUUAUUAACAGUAUAUACGAUACGGUAAAGGCUCAUAUAUUAAAGCCACCUCUAUUUCAGUUUAGACAUCUAACCUACUUAUUUUUUUUUUGGCAUUUUUUUUGAGCAAAAAAGAUACUUAAGGAAUGCCUUAAUUAAUGAGCAUUUACAGUAUAUUAUAUUAUGCUAAAUAUAAAUUGAUAAGGAUGACUUUUAUUCAUAUUUAUAUUCCUUAAAAAUUUUUACGAAAAUAAUUAUUUCUUUUUAAAAUUAUUCUAGUCUGUCUUGAAGAAUUUUCUUUUAAAUGA